UCUGUGUUUAGGGAGAUGACUCUUCCAAAGGCUCCCUCUGAUGAUACCCAGGCCUCAGGAGAACCCGGGCAGCAGAUUUUCUCCUGCCUGACCUUUUCCCGAUUAAAAAGCUGGGGGAAAAUGUCAGACUCCAAGCAAGUCACCAAGAGUAAACGGAAAGUGAGCUUCACCCCGAGUCAGGAGCCGGUUCCAGCCUCAGAUGGCUCCCAGGAGCCACCGCAGGAAGGCUGCAACAGCAGCCCUCUGCCAGAGACCCCUCGCCAGGCUGAGCUGGCCUCCCACAAAGGACCCCAAGACACCUGCCAGCAGAGGACCUCCCGAUCACCUCCGCCGCAGAAUCCCCAAGGAAACCCCCUCUCGUCUGAUGAUGCCUCCCGAGCACGACGAGCCAAUGGGUCAGGGACUGAAGGCCCGGAGAUGCCAAAUACCAGUGACCUGUCCGCACCAGCCAGGCCCCAGGGCCAGCGAGCCAGAACCCUCUCCAGAGAAGACAGGAAGCAGGCACAUAUCAAGAGACAGCUGAUGACCAACUUCAUCCUGGGCUCUUUCGAUGACAACUCCUCCGAUGAGGACGCCGGUGCUGCCCUGUUCCGACAGUCUUCCCGGAAGGGCAGCCGGGCCAGCCUGGGGACGCUGUCCCUGGAGACUGCUCAGGCCGCAGGCGAGACUGAGACCUGCGCCCCCGUUAUAAGGCCCAGCAUGUCGGGGCUUCACCUGGCAAGAAGGGGCCGAGAGCAGAGGAAGGUGGACCUGCACAGAGACUUCACUGUGGCUUCCCCUGCCGAGUUCGUCGCGCGCUUUGGGGGGCAUCUGGUCAUCGAGAAGGUGCUCAUCGCCAACAACGGUAUUGCCGCCGUGAAAUGCAUGCGCUCCAUCCGCAGGUGGGCCUAUGAGAUGUUCCGAAAUGAGCGGGCCAUCCGGUUCGUAGUCAUGGUAACGCCAGAGGACCUCAAGGCCAACGCAGAGUAUAUCAAGAUGGCAGAUCAGUAUGUCCCCGUCCCAGGAGGGCCCAACAACCACAAUUACGCCAACGUGGAGCUGAUUGUGGACAUCGCCAAGAGGAUCCCCGUGCAGGCGGUGUGGGCUGGUUGGGGCCAUGCUUCUGAAAACCCCAAACUUCCGGAGCUCCUGCACAAGCACGAGAUUGCUUUCCUAGGCCCUCCCAGCGAGGCCAUGUGGGCACUGGGAGACAAGAUCGCCUCCACCAUCGUGGCCCAGACUCUGCAGAUCCCAACACUGCCCUGGAGCGGAAGUGGUCUGAUGGUGGAGUGGGCGGAACACAGUCUACAGGAAGGGCAAAGGAUCAGCAUCCCAGAGUCCAUCUACAACAACGGUUGCGUGAAAGAUGUAGAUGAAGGCUUGGAGGCAGCAGAAAAAAUUGGUUUUCCCUUGAUGAUCAAAGCUUCUGAAGGCGGCGGAGGGAAAGGAAUCCGGAAGGCAGAGACUGCUGAGGACUUCCCCAUCCUGUUCAGACAAGUGCAGAGCGAGACCCCUGGUUCGCCAAUCUUCCUCAUGAAGCUGGCCCAGCACGCCCGGCACCUGGAGGUCCAGAUCCUCGCCGACCAGUACGGGAACGCAGUGUCCCUGUUCGGGCGCGACUGUUCCAUCCAGCGGAGGCACCAGAAGAUCAUAGAGGAGGCGCCGGCCACCAUUGCCACGCCGGCAGUGUUUGAGUUCAUGGAGCAGUGUGCCGUGCGCCUGGCCAAGACAGUGGGCUAUGUGAGCGCAGGGACUGUCGAGUACCUCUACAGCCAGGACGGCAGCUUCCACUUCUUGGAGCUGAAUCCCCGCCUGCAGGUGGAACAUCCCUGCACGGAAAUGAUUGCAGAUGUCAACCUGCCUGCUGCCCAGCUGCAGAUCGCCAUGGGUGUGCCGCUGCACCGGCUGAAGGAUAUCCGGCUUCUGUACGGAGAGUCCCCGUGGGGGAUGACGCCCAUUUCUUUUGAGACCCCUAGCAACCCUCCCAUUGCCCGAGGCCACGUCAUUGCAGCCAGAAUCACCAGCGAAAACCCAGAUGAGGGGUUUAAGCCGAGCUCCGGAACGGUCCAAGAAUUGAAUUUCCGCAGCAGCAAGAACGUAUGGGGUUACUUCAGCGUGGCUGCGACUGGUGGCUUACACGAAUUUACGGAUUCCCAGUUUGGGCACUGCUUCUCCUGGGGGGAGAGCCGGGAAGAGGCUAUUUCGAACAUGGUGGUGGCUUUGAAGGAACUAUCCAUCCGGGGUGACUUCAGGACAACUGUGGAAUAUCUCACCAACCUUCUGGAGACUGAGAACUUUCAGAGCAACGACUUUGACACCAGCUGGUUGGAUAACCUCAUUGCCGAGAAAGUGCAGGCUGAGAAGCCAGAUAUCAUGCUCGGGGUCGUGUGCGGAGCCUUGAACGUGGCCGACUCCAUGUUUAGAACAUGCAUGACGGAUUUCCUACAUUCACUGGAAAGGGGCCAAGUCCUCCCCGCAGACUCUCUGCUGAACAUCGUGGACGUGGAAUUAAUUUAUGGAGGCGUCAAGUACAUCCUCAAGGUGGCCCGGCAGUCUCCGACCAUGUUCGUCCUCAUCAUGAACGGCUCUCACAUCGAGAUCGACGCCCACCGGCUCAACGAUGGGGGGCUACUGCUGUCCUGCAGCGGCAACAGCUACACCACCUACAUGAAGGAGGAGGUGGACAGUUACCGAAUCACCAUUGGUAACAAGACGUGCGUGUUUGAGAAGGAGAAUGACCCCACAGUCCUGAGAUCCCCUUCGGCUGGGAAGCUGGUGAAGUACACCGUGGCGGACGGGGAACACGUUGAAGCUGGGGGCAGCUACGCCGAGAUAGAGGUCAUGAAGAUGACCACAACCCUGAACGUGCAGGAAAGUGGCCGGGUGAAGUAUGUCAGGCGCCUGGGGGCUGUGCUGGAAGCUGGCUGCAUGGUGGCCAGGCUGGAGCUCGAUGACCCUUCUAAAGUGCGCCCGGCUGAGCCGUUUGCAGGGGAGCUCCCCUCACAGCCAACGCUGCCCAUCCUUGGAGAGAAACUGCACCAGGUUUUUCACAGCGUCCUGGAAAAUCUCACCAACAUCAUGAAUGGCUACUGUCUGCCAGAGCCUAUUUUUAGCAUCAAGCUGAAGGACUGGGUGCAGAAGCUCCUGAGGACCCUCCGGCACCCGUCGCUGCCGCUGCUGGAGCUGCAGGAGAUCAUGACCAGUGUGUCGGGCCGCAUCCCCGCCCCUGUGGAGAAGGCCGUCCGCAGGGUGAUGGCCCAGUACGCCAGCAACAUCACCUCGGUGCUCUGCCAGUUCCCCAGCCAGCAGAUAGCCACCAUCCUGGACUGCCACGCGGCCACCCUGCAGCGGAAGGCCGACCGGGAGGUCUUCUUCAUGAACACCCAGAGCAUUGUACAGCUGGUCCAGAAGUACCGCAGCGGGGCCCGCGGCUACAUGAAGGCGGUGGUGUUGGAGCUCCUGCGGAAAUACUUGCUGGUUGAGCACCAUUUCCAACAAGCCCACUACGAUAAGUGUGUGAUAAACCUCCGGGAGCAGCUGAAGCCAGACAUGUCCCAGGUGUUGGACUGCAUCUUCUCCCACUCACAGGUGGCCAAGAAGAACCAGCUGGUGAUCAUGCUGAUUGAUGAGCUCUGUGGCCCAGACCCAUCCCUGUCCGAUGAGCUGACCUCCAUCCUUGACGAGCUGACCCAGCUGAGCAAAAGCGAGCACUGCAAGGUGGCCCUCAGAGCCAGGCAGGUCCUGAUUGCCUCCCACCUCCCCUCCUACGAGCUGAGGCACAACCAAGUGGAGUCCAUUUUCCUAUCUGCCAUCGACAUGUAUGGCCACCAGUUCUGCCCAGAAAACCUCAAGAAAUUAAUACUCUCAGAAACAACCAUCUUUGAUGUGCUGCCCACUUUCUUCUACCACGCUAACAAAGUGGUUUGCAUGGCAUCCUUGGAGGUUUAUGUGCGGAGGGGCUACAUCGCCUAUGAGCUAACCAGCCUGCAGCACCGCCAGUUCCCGGAUGGCACUUGCGUGGUAGAAUUCCAGUUCAUGCUGCCCUCCUCCCACCCGCACCGGAUGACCGUGCCCAUCAGUGUCACCAACCCGGAGCUGCUGAGACACAGCACGGAGCUCUUCAUGGACAGUGGCUUCUCCCCCAAGUCCCAGCGAAUUGGGGCCAUGGUCGCCUUCCAGAGAUUCGAGGAUUUCGUCAGGAACUUUGAUAAGGUCAUCUCCUGCUUUGCCAACGUGCCCAAGGACACCCCCCUUUUCAGCAAGGCCCAGAAUUCCCUGUACUCCGAGGAUGACAGCAAGAGCCUCCGAGAGGAGCCGAUCCACAUCCUGAACGUGGCUCUCCAGCACGCAGACCACCAGGAGGAUGAGCAGCUGGUGCCCAUUUUCCGAACAUUUGUGCAGUCCAAGAAAAACAUCCUUGUGGAGUGUGGACUCCGAAGAAUCACAUUCCUGAUUGCCCAAGAGAAAGAAUUUCCCAAGUUUUUCACAUUCAGAGCAAGAGAUGAGUUUGCAGAAGAUCGCAUCUACCGUCACUUGGAGCCGGCCCUGGCCUUCCAGCUGGAGCUCAGCCGGUUGCGAAACUUCGACGUGACCGCCAUGCCCUGCGCCAACCACAAGAUGCACCUGUACCUGGGCGCCGCCAGAGUGAAGGAGGGUGCCGAGGUCACGGACCACAGGUUCUUCAUCCGGGUCAUCAUCAGGCACUCGGACCUGAUCACCAAGGAAGCCUCUUUCGAGUACCUCCAGAACGAGGGUGAGCGGCUGCUCCUGGAGGCCAUGGAUGAGCUGGAGGUGGCAUUCAAUAACACCAGCGUGCGCACCGACUGCAACCACAUCUUCCUCAACUUCGUGCCCACCGUCAUCAUGGACCCCUCCAAGAUCGAGGAGUCGGUGCGGUCCAUGGUGAUGCGCUACGGCAGCCGGCUGUGGAAGCUCCGCGUGCUUCAGGCUGAGGUCAAGAUCAACAUCCGUCAGACCACCACCGACAGCGCCAUCCCCAUCCGCCUCUUCAUCACCAACGAGUCAGGCUACUACCUGGACAUCAGCCUCUACAAGGAAGUGACGGACCCCAGAUCUGGGAACAUCUUGUUUCACUCCUUUGGCAGCAAGCAAGGCCCCCAGCAUGGGAUGCUGAUCAACACUCCCUACGUCACCAAGGAUCUGCUUCAGGCCAAGCGGUUCCAGGCCCAGUCCCUGGGCACCACCUACGUGUAUGACUUCCCAGAAAUGUUCAGGCAGGCUCUUUUUAAAAUGUGGCACUCCCCAGACAAAUACCCCAAAGACAUCCUGACGUACACCGAACUCGUGCUGGAUCCGCAGGGCCAGCUGGUGGAGAUGAACCGACUUCCUGGAGGAAAUGAGGUGGGCAUGGUGGCCUUCAAAAUGAGGUUUAAGACCCUCGAGUACCCAGAAGGGCGUGACAUUAUCCUCAUCAGCAAUGACAUCACCUUCCAUAUUGGAUCCUUCAGCCCCGGAGAAGACCUUCUGUACCUGCGGGCGUCCGAGCUGGCCCGGGCCGAGGGCAUCCCCAAAGUCUACCUCGCGGCCAACAGUGGGGCCCGUAUCGGCCUGGCAGAGGAGAUUAAGCACAUGUUCCAGGUGGCUUGGGUGGACCCGGAAGACCCCCACAAGGGAAUUAAAUACCUGUACCUGACCCCCCAAGACUACACCAGAGUCAGCUCCCUGAACUCCGUCCAUUGUAAACACGUGGAGGAAGAUGGAGAAUCCAGGUAUGUCAUCACGGACAUCAUCGGGAAGGAGGAGGGCCUGGGCAUAGAGAACCUGAGGGGCUCAGGCAUGAUUGCUGGGGAGACCUCCCAGGAUUACGACGAGAUCGUCACCAUCAGCAUGGUGACCUGCCGGGCCCUCGGGAUCGGGGCCUACCUGGUGAGGCUGGGCCAGCGAGUGAUCCAGGUUGAGAAUUCCCACAUCAUCCUCACGGGGGCGACGGCUCUCAACAAGGUCCUGGGCAGAGACGUUUACACGUCCAACAACCAGCUGGGAGGUGUGCAGAUCAUGCAUUACAAUGGCGUCUCACAUGUCACCGUGCCGGACGACUUCGAGGGUGUUUGUACCAUCCUGGAGUGGCUGUCCUAUAUGCCAAAGGAUAAUCGCAGCCCAGUCCCAGUCAUCACACCCAAGGACCCAAUUGACAGAGAAAUUGAAUUCCAACCAUCUCGCGGGCCCUACGACCCCCGGUGGCUGCUUGCAGGAAGACCUCACCCAACUCUGAAGGGAUCCUGGCAGAGUGGAUUCUUUGACCAGGGCAGUUUCAAGGAGAUCAUGGUGCCCUGGGCCCAGACUGUGGUGACGGGACGAGCAAGGCUGGGGGGCAUCCCCGUCGGAGUGAUCGCUGCAGAGACGCGGACGGUGGAGGUGGUCGUGCCCGCUGACCCUGCCAACCUGGAUUCUGAGGCCAAGAUAAUCCAACAGGCUGGCCAAGUGUGGUUCCCAGACUCAGCCUAUAAGACAGCCCAGGCCAUCAAUGAUUUCAACCGGGAGAAGUUGCCCCUGAUGAUCUUUGCCAACUGGAGGGGGUUCUCCGGGGGCAUGAAAGACAUGUACGACCAGGUGCUAAAGUUUGGAGCCUACAUCGUGGACGGCCUCCGGAAGUACAGACAGCCCGUCCUGAUCUACAUCCCGCCCCACGCGGAGGUCCGAGGCGGCUCCUGGGCGGUCAUGGACACCUCCAUCAACCCGCUGUGCAUAGAGAUGUAUGCAGACAGAGAGAGCAGAGCGAGUGUUCUGGAGCCAGAGGGAACAGUGGAGAUUAAGUACCGGAAGAAAGAUCUGGUGAAGACCAUCAGAAGACUCGACCCCCGUUUCAAGAAGCUCGUGGAGCAGCUUGGAAUGUCUGAGCUCUCAGACACGGACCGCAAGGAGCUGGAGGGCCAGCUGAAGGCCCGGGAGGACCUGUUGCUGCCCAUGUACCACCAGGUGGCGGUGCAGUUCGCCGACCUCCACGACAAGGCGGGCAGGAUGCUGGAGAAGGGCGUCAUUUACGACAUCCUGGAGUGGAAGACAGCCCGCAGCUUCCUGUACUGGCGCCUGCGCCGCCUGCUGCUGGAGAGCCAGGUGAAGCAGGAGGUCCUGAGGGCCUGCCCCGAGCUCAGCCACAUGCACGUGCAGUCCAUGCUGCGCCGCUGGUUCGUGGAGACGGAGGGCGCAGUCAAGGCCUACCUGUGGGACAACAACCAGACGGUGGUGCGGUGGUUGGAGGAGCAUUGGCAGGCGGGCGAGGGGCUGCACUCCACCAUCCGCGAGAACAUCGCGUGCCUGAAACGGGACUCCGCCCUUAAGACCAUCCGGGGCCUGGUUCAAGAAAACCCUGAGCUGGCCAUGGACUCACUGGUGUACAUCAGCCAGCACAUCAGCCCGGCCGAGCGGGCCCAGGUCAUUCACCUCCUGUCCACCGUGGACGGCCCGGCCUCUACCUGACCCCCAGUCUUCCCAGUCGUUGGCAGGACAUCGGUUCAAGAAAAACCACACCGAUCCACUGACCGCAGGCCCUGCCAGGACUGCAGGGGUUUACUGUUUAAAACUCCUGGGCGUUGCCGCAAGGCUGCUGACCCCCAGCUCACUCCUGUUUAAUAAAAGGCUCGGGAGUGCCCCCUUCCAAGCAGAAACCUCCUCCUUCUCCAUUGCUGGGAAGUCUGGUUUUUAGCUCUUUCAGACACUUCGCUCCAUCACUGAAUCGAAUUGAACCCAAACACUCCAGUUUCCGUCCACUUUCUGUUGCCUUGCAGGAUCCAGGUGUUCUUUUAGACUCAUUUUCUAUCAGAGCGUGGAAUCUUCUUAUUUUUUUUUUCACUCCGAGACCAGCUCUUGAUGUAAGCCCCUCACAGGUUUCAGCAGUAUAACAAGGAAAGCAAAAUAAGAGAGGAGAAAAGAGAAAAUCUGUUUUUGUAGUCUGCUUAUUUGAACCCUUAUUUGAAUUCCUCUCACCCAGGAAAGGGUAUGAAUGAUUUUUUUUUUUAAUUAAGAGUACAAAAUGGUGUUUUGUUCCCCACAAGACUCCUAGCUAAUCACUAGCAAAGUCCCAUUACUGGGCUUAGUUCCCUCAUUAGUAGAAAAUUGCAUAGCCCUAGGCUCAAGGGCGUUGGGAGACUUUUUUUUCACAUGGUUCACAGCCCUCUGCCUGCACCUUCUCUCCAAGGAGAAGGGGACUCCAGCUUGGGCUGGGAGGACAGAGAAGUGAGGCAAGACCUUCUCCAACCUCAGCAGCCCGGCUUGCUCGCAGGUCUCACCCCUGUGGUUGCCGUCACCUGCCUCGGAGGCCCCUUCGGGUCCCCUUCACUCUUGCGCCUCCUGCCUCAGUGUCCAUGGUGGGCUGUAGCCCGAGGGACAGAGCCAGUGGCUCCCAAGGACUGGGCUGUGAGCACCACACUGAUUCACUCAGGGAGGGCUUCGCGAGGCUGCCACCAGCACCCAGCCCCGAAGACCAUACAGCGUCAGGACCUGCGGUCCUCCCGGCUGUGUCCAUCUGUCCCCAGUGCCCGUGAUGGAGGGAGCCGGCCACCCUCCGGUGCCAUGGCGGGCAGUCUGCCUGAGGACACCGGACAUUACACCUGGCCAGCGUGGAGGCCAAUGAGGUUUUGCGGGGAAGCCCCUACAAGCGGGAACGCUGGGGGAUGUCUGAGGCCAUCGGCCAAUGAUGACAGCCCUGGCCAGCAUGGGUGGUGUGGGCGCAGUGAGGGGUGGGAGAAAGACAUCAGCCUUUGUUGUGUCCCAAGACAUGGGGGUGGGUACGAGUCCUUGUGGCUUUGGGAACCGAUUUCUUUCCAUGUGGAGGAGUCCUUGCGGGUUUGGGAGGGAUGAUACAUCAAUGACUAGCUGCAACCCAGGAAUGGUGGGUGGAGGAACCUACCAGGAAAUGUGUGGAAUAAAUUAUUUUUGGAAGGAA
Molecule: messenger RNA, 8881 nt
Organism: Budorcas taxicolor (takin)
Lineage: Eukaryota; Metazoa; Chordata; Mammalia; Artiodactyla; Bovidae
Gene: ACACB
Product: acetyl-CoA carboxylase beta
Biological process (GO): fatty acid biosynthetic process
Molecular function (GO): ATP binding; metal ion binding; acetyl-CoA carboxylase activity
Source: RefSeq, a predicted model, not a curated record